AUGACUCGUUCUUUCUUUCGCAAAUUGCUUACAUACUUGUUAUCUGAUGAUGAGUUAGAUGCUGUUAUUAAUGCCAAGGCUGAUGGAGAGUUAUCCAGGCAUUGUGGCAAUCGCCAACGUCAAAAUCCAGUAUAUCCUUCCAAUCUAUUUCGAAUGAGAUUUCGGAUGAGUCGUGCCCUAUUUCUCCGUAUUCUAAAUGAGGUAGAGGCUUACGAGCCCUACUUCGUCCAGAGAAGAGAUAAUGCUGGAAGACUCAGUUUAUUUUCUAUGCAAAAGAUAACCGCAGUACUUAGAAUGCUGGCCUAUGUGGUUACUGGAGAUUUUAUGGAUGAAUACAUACGUAUUGAAGAAAGCACAGGAUUCCCAGGAAUGCUGGGAAGCAUUGAUUGCAUGCAUUGGAAGUGGAAAAAUUGUCCCGCCGCUUGGAAAUGUAUGUACUCUGGCCACAUUCGUGAACCAACUAUUAUUUUAGAAGCAGUUGUUUCAUAUGAUCUCUGGAUAUGGCAUGCAUUUUUUUGUAUGCCCGGUUCACAUAACGAUAUUAAUGUGCUAGAGAGAUCUUUUAUUUUCACGGAACUUGCCCAAGGGCGUGCUCCACCAGUCAAUUACACAAUCAAUGGCAACGACUACACUAUAGGGUACUACCUUGCCGAUGGUAUUUAUCCCAAGUGGCCAACGUUUGUGAAGACGAUUCUAUCACCCCAAGGGAAUAAGAAGAAAAAUUUUGCCACAGCACAAGAAUCUGCAAGAAAAGAUGUCGAGCAUGCCUUCGGGGUACUUCAACAAUGA
This is a messenger RNA of Juglans regia (Persian walnut), 789 nucleotides long. RefSeq lists its product as uncharacterized. The transcript has 3 exons. The coding region runs from base 1 to 789 and encodes 262 amino acids. NCBI's taxonomy places the organism in Eukaryota, Viridiplantae, Streptophyta, Magnoliopsida, Fagales, Juglandaceae. The record is from RefSeq and is a predicted model, not a curated record.